AUGACACACCAACUUCACCCCCUCGAGGUUAACCCCAAAACUGGGGAACCAUUCCUCCGGCUUCCAGCACCACACCAGAACAUCAUUAUCACCCCACCUCGACAGGGAGAUCAGUCCGUGCUCACACAGCACAUGAACGAUCCAGCUAUUUAUGAAUGGAUAGAGGGACCCCCAGUGCCCUAUCUACCAGAACACGCGGACUUCUGGAUACAGCUUGUAAAAGAUGAAUCAGAUGCUGCUUUGGAGUAUCUACGAAAGAACGAUGAAUAUUUCCAAAACGGCCCGCUUCAGUUCGUGGAUGUGAGCCCUGUGCGGCAUCUUAGGGAAGUCAAAGAGAAUGGGGCGGACGUCCUGAUAGGAGAUGUGAAUUUCAGAAGAAGUCCGUUCGAGGAGAUACUAGAUGAAGUAGAACGGAAGCGACUGCAAAGAGAGAAUGCCGAUAAGCAAACAGGUGACUCGACGAUUCAGUAUGCUGUUGGAGACUGGCUUGCUGCGAGCCACCACGGAAAGGGCAUUAUGACCGCUGCAAUCGGUCUCUUGAUGAGCGCUUGGGCAAUCCCUAGGAUGGGAGCCUGUCAUGUAGUGGCGCACACUUUUGCGGGGAAUAUUGGGAGUAACCGUGUUUUUGAGAAGAAUGGAUUCGCGAACAGAGGACUGUUCGACAACGGGAAGACGGUUAGAGGAGAGAAGAAGGUACUGAACCUUCUUGAGUGGAAACGCGACCAAGCUUAG
Molecule: messenger RNA, 732 nt
Organism: Suillus clintonianus
Lineage: Eukaryota; Fungi; Basidiomycota; Agaricomycetes; Boletales; Suillaceae
Exons: 2
Coding region: 1-732 (243 amino acids)
Molecular function (GO): acyltransferase activity, transferring groups other than amino-acyl groups
Source: RefSeq, a predicted model, not a curated record